Messenger RNA from Coffea eugenioides, 927 nucleotides. RefSeq names its product 60S ribosomal protein L17-2. Gene Ontology annotation, biological process: cytoplasmic translation. The record is from RefSeq and is a predicted model, not a curated record. The transcript has 7 exons. Gene Ontology annotation, cellular component: ribosome; cytosolic large ribosomal subunit. Gene Ontology annotation, molecular function: structural constituent of ribosome. Bases 138 to 662 code for a protein of 174 amino acids. NCBI's taxonomy places the organism in Eukaryota, Viridiplantae, Streptophyta, Magnoliopsida, Gentianales, Rubiaceae.
CCGACGCAGCCUUAGAAAAUGUGCGGCAGAACACCACAAGACUUCUGCUGAAAAUCCCUAGCAGCACUAGGCCACUUCUUCUUCUGCUGAAAAACCCUAGCAGGAGCAUUCCCAUCCGUUUCCCCCACGCUGAAAAGAUGGUGAAGUACUCAAGGGAGCCCGAUAACCCUACCAAGUCCUGCAAAGCUAGGGGAUCUGAUCUCCGUGUUCAUUUCAAGAACACAAGGGAAACAGCGCAUGCCAUCAGGAAGCUGCCUUUAGCCAAGGCUAAGAGGUACUUGGAGGAUGUUUUGGCCCAUAAACAGGCAAUUCCUUUUACACGUUUCUGUGGAGGUGUUGGCCGUACUGCUCAGGCCAAGAAUAGGCAUUCAAAUGGACAGGGUCGCUGGCCUGUUAAAUCUGCUAGAUUCAUUUUGGAUUUGCUCAAGAAUGCUGAAAGCAAUGCAGAGGUGAAAGGCUUGGAUGUGGAUUCACUUUUCAUUUCUCACAUUCAGGUGAAUCAAGCACAAAAACAAAGACGCCGCACAUAUCGUGCCCAUGGAAGAAUAAACCCCUACAUGUCUUCCCCCUGCCAUAUUGAGUUGAUUUUGUCUGAGAAGGAAGAGUCUGUGAAAAAGGAGCCUGAAUCGCAGUUGGCCACAAGUAAAUCUAGGAAGGCUUAAGCUUUAUGUAAUGGUGCUUUCAUUGGCAAUGCUUUUAGUCGAUUCUACAAAUUUUGAGGCAUAUUGUUACGUAAUGCUAUUGGAGGUUGCAGACAAGUUUUGCUAGUGCUUAAAUUCAAAAAGUUCAUUCAAAGACAUACUUUUACUUGUAGAGACAGCUUUUUGUUCUUCUUAAAUGUCGUGUGGCUUCUUUUUGGUUGGAUGUUAUGGUAGUGUUGGAUUAUUUAUCAAGCUGCACUUACUGGCCGUCUCUAUUAUGCUGUCA